UAAUUAAUUACAUCAAUUAAUAAUGGCUGCAAAGAUUGCUGAAUCAAUAUCUUUCCUUUUUAUUUUUCUCUUAUGCAGCUUCCAAUUAGCAGUAUCGAGCAAUGAGCCUCAACUCUCAUUCACUGAUUGGUGCAAACUCCACAGCAAGAGCUACAGGACCAUCACAGAAGCAAAAGAAAGAGAAAGUGUGUACAAGAGCAAUGCAGACCUGGUACAGCAGCUCAAUAAUGAAUAUAGGGAGAGAAACGUGACCUUUUCUUUAAACCAUUUUGCUGACCUUUCGAUUGAGGAAUUCAAGAAGUUAGUAUUAAUGUCACCACAAAAACCUCAACCACUCCCUAAGCAGAGGUACCACUCAUUCUCUCUCCCUCAAGACCCACCAAACACGUUUGACUGGCGUGACAAACAUGUUGUAACAAGUGUUAAGAACCAGGGCAGUGCGGGGACGUGCUGGGCGUUCAGUACAGUCGGUAAUGUUGAAGGACAGUGGGCACUAGGAGGCCAUAACUUAACUUCUCUCUCGACGGAACAACUUGUAGACUGUGAUGAUACUUAUGAUCAUAACAAUUUGCACAUGGAUUGUGGUGUUUUUGGUGGUUGGCCUUAUCUUGCUUAUGAAUACAUUAAGAAUGAAGGAGGUAUAGAGAGAGAAGAGGACUAUCCAUACUGCAGUGGUCAAGGGACUUGCUUUCCUUGCGUACCGAGCGGUUGGAAUAAGACAAGAUGUGGACCGCCUCCUCUUUAUUGCAAUGACACGUUCAGUUGCACACACAAACUGGACAAGAGCAAGUUUGUGCAAGGAUUAAGCAUAAAGUCGUGGAUAGCUAUUCAAAAAGAUGAGGUAGAAAUGCAAGCUGCUCUUAUUAAGCAGGGUCCACUCUCUGUCCUAAUUAAUGCCCUCCUGUUGCAGUUUUACAGAUCAGGAGUUUGGGAUCCUAUUCUGAAAUGCAACCCCCAAGAAUUAGACCAUGCUGUCUUGUUGGUUGGCUAUGGAACUGAGAAAGGAUUAUUGGAGGAUAAACCUUACUGGCUCAUCAAAAACAGUUGGGGCAUUAAAUGGGGUAUGGAUGGAUACUUCAAGAUGAUAAGAGGAAAAGGGAAAUGUGGUGUUGACCAGCAAGUCACAUCAGCUGUACUCCAAUAAUGAACAAUACCAAGAUACCAAGAGUACAUGCACUGAAUGGCUGAAAACUUACUACCCAUUUUGUUUUUUUAUGUUUUUAUUAAGUAUAAUUUUGAGAUAAAAAUAUUUAAUUUUUUUGGUUUAAAUCUGAUGCACAGAUAAAAUAAAGCAUCAAUUAAUUAA
Amphimedon queenslandica is the source of this 1306-nucleotide messenger RNA. RefSeq names its product cysteine proteinase 1-like. The coding region runs from base 23 to 1144 and encodes 373 amino acids. The record is from RefSeq and is a predicted model, not a curated record. NCBI's taxonomy places the organism in Eukaryota, Metazoa, Porifera, Demospongiae, Haplosclerida, Niphatidae. The transcript is spliced from 10 exons. Gene Ontology annotation, molecular function: cysteine-type peptidase activity. Gene Ontology annotation, biological process: proteolysis.